Molecule: messenger RNA, 450 nt
Organism: Iphiclides podalirius (scarce swallowtail)
Lineage: Eukaryota; Metazoa; Arthropoda; Insecta; Lepidoptera; Papilionidae
Source: the annotation of a GenBank genome assembly
AUGUUUGAAAUAAGCCACAACUUCGAGCAGGGGAGAGCGUCUGAUUACUGGCAUAUGUCGCGGCAUAUAAGUUGCGGACAUCCAGAGGAAUGUCCGACACAGAAGCGGAAUUCGGGGCCGCUGCGCAUAAAUAGGCCCGUCCGUCCCGGGACGCUCAUUUGCGUGCGAGAAGCGCUCGGAAGAGUUAAAGCCCUCGCGCUUGAUGAAUGGCGGUGCCACGCGCGCCGCGGCUUUAUAUUCAAAUCGGCCAUUGAAACGCGGCCGUCGUCUAUGCCGUUGACAAUCCGUUUGCCCGCGAAAAAAAAACACGGCCGCCCGUCAUUCGGCCUGCGCUCUUUUGGGGCCGAUACGCAUCUGGCUCCCGCGGAACGAUCCCGGAGACGCGUUGCUCUUAUUUCGCGCCGCGAUUGUGCCCGGGAGAUCUGCGUCGAGAUAUUUGACGCGGGCGAC